UCUCGCUUGCGUUUUAUGGCCUGCGCACCAUUCGUCAGACAAGCAAGAAAGUCGAAGAGAACUUCGAACUUCACAUACCUACUCAAAAUGCAGAAAUAUUUGGUAGUAUUUGCUGCUGCUCUGGCGCUUGUUGCUGCCGAAUCUGUAUUAGUAGAAGAUGAAGAAGGAAGACAGUUCUACCUCACUCCUGUAUCAAGCCGCCAGAGAAGACAAGUCGAUGGUCCCAAACUUUUCGGUGAGGGCGGUGGAAACGGAAAAUCCCGAGGUGGAUUCGUGAAAUUGGAAAAUCCUAAUGGUUCCGGAGGUAGUCUGGGUUACGGACACACCAACGGCUUUGGACACGUAGUCAGCGCCGAUGCCAUGGUGCCAGUUUGGUCCAAUAAGAACAGGUAUGGGGAGUCGACCUUCAACGUCGGAGGAGGUGCCACUCAAAAAUUCGGCGGAUAUGGAGGCAAUAUGAAUUUGGACAAGAGGGUCGGAGUCAGUUUUAACCAUAGGUGGUAGAUCUAUCUGAGAAUUACUUUUUAAUUAAAUAUGUAAAUUAUUUAUUUAAUGUUAAUUAAAUACAAAGUACUAUAGUAGCAUAA
Messenger RNA from Cylas formicarius (sweet potato weevil), 587 nucleotides. RefSeq lists its product as uncharacterized. The record is from RefSeq and is a predicted model, not a curated record. Lineage: Eukaryota; Metazoa; Arthropoda; Insecta; Coleoptera; Brentidae. Bases 16 to 504 code for a protein of 162 amino acids. The transcript has 3 exons.